AUGAAAGUUUUAAUAAUCUUAUUGAUCUGUGUAACGGUUGUAAAAGCGCAAUAUGGAUUAGGCUUAUCCCAAUCGCAAUCACAAGCACAAUCUCAAUCACAGUCGCUUGGUGGUGGUUUUGGAGGAUUUGGAUUCCCAGGUCGUGGUCAUCGUCAUGGUGGACGUGGCUAUGGUGGUGGAUACGCUCCAGGUGGAUAUGGUGGUGGAUAUGCUCCAGGUGGUUAUGGUGGUGGAUUUGCUCCCGGCGGUUAUGGUGGUGGAUUCGGUGGUUCAUCUUCUUCUGCCUCGGCGUCGGCUGGUGCAUCUGGUGGCGGAAUAGGUGGACCAGGCGGAAUAGCUGGUAGUAAUGCUGGUGCCAGUGCAGAAGCUUCCUCAUCUGGCGAAGGAUUUGGCUAUGGCUAUUAA
Lucilia cuprina (Australian sheep blowfly) is the source of this 405-nucleotide messenger RNA. RefSeq names its product glycine-rich protein 2-like. The record is from RefSeq and is a predicted model, not a curated record. The transcript has a single exon. The coding region runs from base 1 to 405 and encodes 134 amino acids. Lineage: Eukaryota; Metazoa; Arthropoda; Insecta; Diptera; Calliphoridae.